Rhinocladiella mackenziei CBS 650.93 is the source of this 285-nucleotide messenger RNA. RefSeq lists its product as uncharacterized. NCBI's taxonomy places the organism in Eukaryota, Fungi, Ascomycota, Eurotiomycetes, Chaetothyriales, Herpotrichiellaceae. The record is from RefSeq and is a predicted model, not a curated record. The transcript has a single exon. The coding region runs from base 1 to 285 and encodes 94 amino acids.
AUGAUGGACGCCUCGCAACUCGACUACUGCAUGACGAUGAUCUGUUUGAUCUCGUUGCUAGGAGGAGACGUCGUUAUGCAAAAGUACACCAAUCUCAAUUUUAUGUGUUUUGUUGAGGCAGUAUUGUUUGACCGACCACUUGAUGAGAGGAAUGUGCUCAUCGAUGGUCGUCUCGAUUCCGCCACAACACUCAAGAUCUUGUGCAAUAAGCUUAAGCAGUUCUCAAACCGCAUCAAAUCUUGUUGUUUCGGACUUCUAGAGAUCAAGGAGGAUAGUGACCGGUAG